AUGGCUCGACGUCUCGUCGACCCAUUGGCGAAAGUCACCUUCGUCAUGUCUUGUCUUGGCGGACGCGCGAGGAGUUGGGCCUAUGGGCGCCGACUCACUGAUCCUACGUGCUUCAGCACGUACGAGUCCUUCAAGGAGGAGCUCAAACUCGCGUUUGAACCCCCACAGAACGAUUUCCGGUUGGGAGCGGAGUUUCUCGACCUGCAACAUGGUAAGCAUGAUGUACAUGCUUACGCCCAACGGGCUCGGUACUUGGUCUCGAAUGUCGUGACCGACCCGAUGGACGAGGCUCGCGCCGCCGUCUCCGGCCGCAGCGCGUGGAGCGCGCGAGCUGUAACGAUCCAGGAGUCGUUGACAGUAAAAGAGUGUCUGGUCCCUGACCAGACACUUCCAAGAAAUUCUCCGCCGCGUCGAGGUGACAACAGCGUGUCGACACCGGGAGUUGACACGCGCUCGAUAUCAGAAUCGAGAAAGUUCUCCGUCGUGAGGCGUCGAUGUGAUAACGAUGUGUCAGCUCUGGGAGUUGCGACACACUGCUCCGCCGUAAGGCGUAGAGGUGACGUCAAUGCAUCGACUCCGGGAGUCGAUGCGACAAGCUGUGUGGACGGUUGCAAACGUCCAGCACUAAAGCUUGCGUGCUGUCGUGCAGCCGGGCUGUACGAAGCAGGGCGCGAUCAAGCCAGGCUUGAUGACCCGUGCCCGCGGGUACAAGAACCCGCCGGCGGUAUCAAGGAAUAUUCGUCCAUGGCCGGGCCUGGACGAAACGCAAGAGAAUAUGGGAUUCACAAGACAAAGCGACGGCGCAAGCACAAGACGCUGCGCAAGUCUCGAUCCGGGACCGAGACUCUUCAACGUAUGUCUGCCGGGCCGACACAAGAGCCGACAUACAGGAAGAUGGAGUGGGCGAACCCUCCGACUGAUACGUCGGAGUCGACCUCGCUUCCAGUCAUGGGCUGGAAGCGCUUCGCAAAGGACCUGUACGAUGGACGCAUCGAACAGCUAUGCAUUCUUUCGGACCGCGAAAGAAUGACAAGCAAAGCAGAGGAGUUGGGACAACUCUUCGCUGGAAGCGCCACGGAGAGUGAAGAUACUCUCAACGAAGAAGGAACGCUUCGAGGAGCAGAUCUAUUACGAGAUUCUGCGAGAGCACAGAGAUGGCUCCCGGAUGAGAUCGCUGCGGAGCUUCCGCAGGACAAGGGAAUACAGCACGAGAUUGAUCUCGUGCCGGGGACGAAGUAUUGCGUGACGCGGCAGCCGCCACUACCGCGGGAGCAAGUGAAGGCGAUCGACGACUUCUUCGAACGUCGUCGCAAGGCAGGACAAGUGCGAGAAUCAAAGUCUCCGCAUAGCGCACCAACGUUCUGUGUCAAGAAGCCACAGGGUGGCUGGCGGUGGUUGGCGCAUCGUUCAUGCACGCCGAUACCUCAAAAAGAUGUUAUCAUCGAUUCGAUGUCCAAGAGCACCAUCUACAGUGUCUACGGUGCUCUUGAUCUGAGAGACGGGUUCUGUCAGAUCCUUAUGCGUGAGAGCAAUAUCCCUCUCACGGCGGUAAGCACCACAAGCGGUGUGCUUUGGGAGUGGCUAGUUAUGCUGCAAGGACAGAAGAACGCCCCUGCAACCUUCAAUGGAUGCGUGACGCAUCUAUUGCGUUUGAUGCGCGACUUCGCACCGAGCUACUUCGACGAUGUCCGGUCUGUGAAGGAGAAGACGGACGUCGAUAUGCACAAGGAGCACCUCCGGGAACUGCUUGGGCUCAUGCGCAAGCACAAGCUCUAUGCGAACCUGAAGAAGAGCAUCUUCGGCGCGAGCGAGAUACCCGUGCUGAGGUGUCUCGUUGGGAAGAAUGGCGUACGCCCUGACCCCGAGAAGGUCAGAGUGAUCAAUGAAUGGCCUACGCCAUCCAACAUGAAAGAACUGCGGCAGUUUCUUGGCCUUGCCACCUACUUGUGCAAGUACGUGGACAACCACGCAGGCAAGAUUCGCCCGCUAUCGCAGCUUCUAAAGAAGGAAGCUGCGUGGGAAUGGACUGCUGAGUGUCAGCAGGCGUUCGAUGCAGUCAAGCUGGGCUUGACUGAAGCGCCGAUCUUGGCUGUGGCUGACCAAGAUCGUCCCUUUCACGUAGUGUGUGACGCAUCCGAUUUUGCGAUCGGAUGUGCGUUAAUGCAACUCGAUCACGAGGGCCGUGAUCGAGCCGUCUACUACCAGUCGCAUGAGCGAAACUACCCGGUACAUGACAAGGAACUCCUUGCCAUGAAGUACGCACUCGCGAAGUUCCGAGUGUAUUUACUCGGCAACACGCCGUUUAUGGUCUAUACGACCACGCGUCGUUACGGACGGCUGUGCAGUCUCCGCACAUCUCGCAACGAAUAG
Molecule: messenger RNA, 2370 nt
Organism: Phytophthora megakarya
Lineage: Eukaryota; Oomycota; Peronosporomycetes; Peronosporales; Peronosporaceae
Source: the annotation of a GenBank genome assembly